AUGAUAAGUAGUGCUUCAUUGCACAAUGAAGAGUUGAACAAUUUGAAAUUGGACAGACCUGGGAAAGGUAAAACCCCAGCACAAAUCCAGAAACACACUUUAACGCAGACAAUAGAAUCGAAUCCUGUGGAAAAAAGUCUACAUUUACUAUCGAAAGGGGAUGAUUUGCAAAAAAUAAGCGUGAUAGAAAAUGUUCCGACGCUAUUAAGUUCUUACAACCAAGCUACGUUAAUCAAAAUAAUCCCGAAAAUUCAGCAAGAAUUGAUUAACUCUUCCUGCGAAAUACACAUAACGACGAGCGCGGUUUUUAGACAACUCAUAGAAAAAAAAGUUCCAGUAAACAUACUGCAAUCUGUGCUGCUGGGAAUCGAAAAUAAAGACCCCGUAAUCUCAAACACAUGGAUGGAAACGUUGAUACAAGCAAUACCAUUCCUCACGAACGAUGCCAUUAGAACCAAAUUACUACCCAUGGCCUUACUGAACUCGCAGAUCACCAAACCUUUGCUAACUCGCUUGAGCAGCUGUAGACUGCUGGGCCAAAUGGCCGCCAGUUCGCAAAUAUCCAGCAACGAAAUACGUACCGACAUCCUCCCGUACGUGCAAAGUCUGUGCCAGGACCACCAGUUCGAAGUUAGAGCGGUGAUGUGCAGCCAAAUACCUUCCGUAGCCAAAGGGGUGUCCAAUAAAGACUUGGUGAACUUGUUUCUUGUACCUUGCGUCUUGGAGUUGUGUUCCGACGAGAAUAUGUCCGUGAGGUGUUCGGCUGUGGAGGUUUUGGUCGCUUUGUGUCCAAACUUAUCGGACGCCAUCUUACAAGGCACCAUAAUACCCGUGUUCAAACAAAUGUGCACUAAAAGUGCGGAUGAACACAAUACGACGUACCCUGUUAUAUCGAAGAACUUGGAAGUGGUCUUAAAGCACAUGGAACGCCUUCUGUCGGAAUCUGACUGCGUGUGGUUCUUGCAAUACUACAAGUCCCUCACUGUUCGCGGUUUCCACAAGAGAGUUGACCAAGACCCAGCCCUGGGAGUCUUGUGUAGGGAAUACUGCGCUUUGAGUCUACCGGCCAUGGCUCAAUUCACUCUGAAACGCGCACCGUUGCAAAACAACAUAGAAAUGUGGCAUAUGAUUCUGCAAGACCUAACUGGAGACCCCUGCUAUAUAGUGCGUAGAGCCGUCGCGUCCACUUUAGUGAAAUCAAUGACAAUUAUGGGAACCCACUCCGGUAAUUUCCAGGAUAGUGUCAUAAAACUCCUCAAAGACGACGCAGAGGAAGUUUUGGACGCUUUAGUGCCGAACAUUGGUUUUAUUUUGAUGAUAUUUCAGUCCCAAGGACUUAUUGCCAAAGACUCUAUAAACCGCGUAUCUCUAGAAGUGUGCAGGGCCUUAUUGAAAUGCGAGAUGGAGUUGUUUAACGUUUUAAACUGGAGGAAUCAGCAAUUGUUCAUCAAACAAAUAGAAUGUUUACCCUACUGCGUUCCCUCCGAUUUUAUACACCUUCAUUUCACGCCGAUGUUAUUCAACAUCGCCAUCGAAGGGAGAGUUAGGCCUGUUAGGGUGCAAGCUACAAGAACUUUACUGGUAUUCUUGCGGUUGAAUGGAAAGGAGCAACAAAGAAAGUGGAUAAGGGAUAAUUUGUUUAACAAGUUGUGCCUCUCGAACUCGUGUUACACCAGAUGUAUAUACAUCAAAAUGUGCGCGCAUGCCUUGACGAUAUUCAGCAACAGGUAUUUCAAGGAGCACUUCUACAAAAAUCUUUUACACCUUGCUGACGACCCUGUAUCGAAUAUUCGGUUGCAACUGAUUGAAUUGGCGCCCAUACUGAAAGACAUACUCACUUUACCCGGCGAUAAAUUCCUUCUGACGAAUUUGGACUUGGCUAUCACCAAAAUGGGUUCUUCGAAAAGCGAUAGAGAUAGAGACGUUUUGUACUCCAUUGACUGCACGCUCAAAAAAAUGCGCACGCUGUCGCCACCAAAACAAGACAUGAUUGUGGAAGAUAAGCGGCGACUGGAGGAGGAGGAAAAAAUAUUUUCCGGGAAGCCUUUCACCGACCAGAGAUUUGCACCCAUUCUCGCCCAAAAACCCGCAGUCGUAAGACCAACACCACACAAGUAGCUACAGUUACGUAUAUCAUACAUUAUGGUUUAAUUAAUAUUAAUUUCUCCGUUACAUCAUUUAUUUUACACGAUAGAAUAUUGUAACAGAUCAAUGGACAUAACUGCAGGCCAGGUGAAAUGCUUUUUUGCAUAGAACAUGUGAGUAGGUAAACUAUUUGUAUCAGUGAAAGUGACUUGCACUGAUUUCCUGUUCACCUUUUCAAAUACAAUUACUACUAA
Brassicogethes aeneus is the source of this 2339-nucleotide messenger RNA. The record is from the annotation of a GenBank genome assembly. Lineage: Eukaryota; Metazoa; Arthropoda; Insecta; Coleoptera; Nitidulidae.